CACAGACUAAGGCACCAAUUAUGGAAAGAAGCUGCGCCGCAGACGGCUUGUAUAAAUAGUUGUCAAUUAAGCAUCGCCCCAUAAGAUGGAAAUGUACUAAUUUUCAAUUUUCAAGUUCUGCUUGACCCUACUGGUUACUUAUUUUCAUUUCCAAGUAUCUCAACUUUCAAUCAUUCCACCCGUACGAGUAACGUUUUCUAAGGUAUAAGUUGUCACACACAAAAAUACAAGAUCCUUCGUUAUGGCGUCGUCCUCCAUAAAUUCGCAGUUUCCUGUAGAUUCAAAAUUCAUGUACCAACGGCAAAGCUCUCAUGAUAUACCUUCCGACACCCAACUCGAUGCGUCACAAGUUCCUGUUGAUGGGAGCAAUCCCUUCCGAGUACCUGCCGAAUCAACCCCUAUUAAUAUACAACCGUAAGUGUUAGCUGUCGAAUCUUUUAGUCUAUACUAAACGAGCACAGAGACCAUGACCCUUCUUUAAGCCAAUCGUCGACUUUACCUCCUCAGUACGCACCACAAGCAACAGUGGCUCAAUAUCCCCCAUCACCACCUCCGACAGAAGUAGGAACACCAGACGUCGCUUUCCAUGAAGGCUCAAUUCAAGGUUCCCUAUUCACGCCUAGCUGGACAAGAUUUCGUAUACCAACCAAAACCGAAUCACUAUCAUCAGGGUUUACCUACGAUGAAAGACUACACACUUUACGAGUAUCAAACGAGGAAUGGUUCCAAUUCAGUAGCGAGAUGGUCAAAGCAUCGAAACUCACACUGAAAGAAGACUGGGGAGCAUGGACAACAGGUAUCACAACAGGAACACUCAGUUCACCAUUCCUCCUCGUCUUCGCACCAUCGGCAGGAAUCUGGGCCGGCAAAAAGGUGCACAGAAAGGCCGUUGAAAGAAGUGUCACCGAGAAGCUGUCGGGUGAGGGCGAACUACGAACGAUCCUCCGAAAUUGGAACACGAACAAUUUUCUGAACAAGGGAUUCCAAGCUUGGCUAGAGCUACCCGAGAACGCAAAGAAGGGGUCCAACAAGUUCCAGAUUCUGAUUUGUCCGAGCGAUGGUAUGGAGUCACCUAGAGAGACCCCGCGAUCGAUUGUCCCUGGGUUUGCGGAGGCUGAUAGUUCUCAGGUUUUGAUUACUGAGCUUCCUGGUGAUGCGAUACGGCGUCGUCCUGUGCCGGUUCGAGAGGGGAGGAACUUAGAGGUCAAAUCUAUUUCGCUUCCUACACGGUAUACCGAUAGUAAAGUGGGGGAGAUCAAACACGAGUUGGAAUGAGCUCGGCAGUGUUUUUGCUUUGUAUAUACUUUUGGAGUUUGGUUGAUACCAUGGAGGUCUAAUUUUGGAAGCCGAUUAUUCA
Messenger RNA from Hymenoscyphus albidus, 1357 nucleotides. The record is from the annotation of a GenBank genome assembly. NCBI's taxonomy places the organism in Eukaryota, Fungi, Ascomycota, Leotiomycetes, Helotiales, Helotiaceae.